Molecule: messenger RNA, 1236 nt
Organism: Dermacentor silvarum
Lineage: Eukaryota; Metazoa; Arthropoda; Arachnida; Ixodida; Ixodidae
Product: juvenile hormone acid O-methyltransferase
Exons: 4
Coding region: 211-1101 (296 amino acids)
Source: RefSeq, a predicted model, not a curated record
AGCUGAAGGACCAUUUAUUGUGGGACGCUUCUCUUUUGCACAUCCAUUACAUCUUACUGCAAAGUUUGUGUAUAGAAGAAGCACGACAGAAAUCAGUAGAGUAACUGGCUCCAGCCAACUGAACAUUCGGUUCUUUAGGUAAACACUAUAGAUAAUUGAAGACAAAGCCAUAAGUAUAUCUCCAAGGGUUUCGAGGUAGGAUACUUUGAGAUGUCUCAACCAACUCCGUCUGAUAAAGGAGACAGUGACACCUGUCACCACUCCGAAAACACAGUUCGUCUGUCUGCCACCGAGUACGCGAAGCACAACCUAAUGCAGCGGAAUUACAACCAGUUCGUGCUCGACUUUUUCCAGCUGGCCUUCGCCACCCAGACUGACUCGUCCCAGCAGUUCCUUGACGUCGGCUGCGCCUCGGGCGACUUCACGCGGGACGUCUUGCUGCCCCGAUGCCUGCCUUGCCGGAGGAUCGUCGGUGUGGACUGUUCUCAAGAAAUGAUCGAGCACGCGAGAUUCAACUCGGCCCACGAGAAGCUCGACUUCCGCGUGCUCGACAUCACAGGUGACGUCUCGGAGUUCUUGCAAGAGUUCGGCCACUUCGACAGGGUCUACUCGUUCUUCUGCCUCAAUUGGGUCACUGACCUCACGGCAGCGCUUAAGAACAUCAGCAGGCUCAUGUCGCCCGCAGGCGAGUGUCUUCUUGUGUUCUACGCAGUGAUAGAGGCUGCCGAGGCUUGGAGGACGCUUGCAGCGAUGGACCGCUGGGCGAUGCACUCUGAGACGUUGCUGAAGUUCGUCCCUAAAACACAAGACAUUCAAGACACGCGCCAGCUUCUCGGUUUCGUAUCGAGACUUCUUCAAGAGGCAGGUCUUUUUGCCACUAUCAAGGAGGUUUUGAAGGCCAACACUUUUGAUGGGUGGAUUGAAGAAGACAUUCAUGCGGUGUAUAUGAGCACUCUCCCCAUCAUCAAGUUGAUCACCAAGGAAGAGAAAUCUGAGCUCGACGGCGUCGUCAGAGAUAUAGUCCAUAGAGUGCAUGAUCCAGACUAUCACAGUGGGCGCUUCAAGAUAUUCAUCAUCAAAGCGUCUAAGAUCCCAUGCUGAGGGUUGAGCGUACACGAUAGUUUGGGCCCCUCUUAUACACAUUAUACACAACGCCGUUAUAACUCGAGACAAGAAAAGAACACACUUGUGGAAGAGUGCUGGACCGAAGCAGUACAUUGAAUAAAUCCUCGCACU